Macrosiphum euphorbiae (potato aphid) is the source of this 270-nucleotide messenger RNA. Lineage: Eukaryota; Metazoa; Arthropoda; Insecta; Hemiptera; Aphididae. The record is from the annotation of a GenBank genome assembly.
AUGGCACACAUGGAAGCAGACUUGGACUCGGGGCUGGCGACAUGCAGCGACCUGCCCAGUUGCAGCGAAGUCCUGUGCCCGGUGGUGGUCAAAACUGAAGUUCCCACCCUCAAGCAGCACUACUACCCGGAAGGUGGAUGGGGAUGGAUUGUCGUGGCCGUGUCGUUUGCUGUGCACGUCCUCAAUCAAGGGCUGCACAUGUCUUCCGGCGUCAUGCUUCCGAUUGUCGCGCGCAAUUUCCCUCACGCCUCUUUCGGAUCGGCAGGUUAG